Durusdinium trenchii is the source of this 1052-nucleotide messenger RNA. The record is from the annotation of a GenBank genome assembly. Lineage: Eukaryota; Dinophyceae; Suessiales; Symbiodiniaceae.
AAGCAGCCUCGGAACGUCGGGUCGGUGAUCAGGCGACACUCGAUUUUUGCCAAGAAGCCAUGAAGAAGACCGAAGAUUUGGCGAAUGAUGAUAUCAUCGAGAAAUGCUUGGAGGCGAAGGGAGGAAAGCCUGGAAAGCUCGUGCAGAUUCCAGAGGGCCAAGUGAAGAGCCUUUGUACCGCGGCUCGAACCAUCUUUCUGGACCAGAGUCCUUUGUUGGAGCUCGAGGCGCCAUUGAAAAUCUGCGGCGACGUGCACGGUCAGUACCACGACCUCCUGCGGCUUUUUGAGUAUGGUGGUUUUCCUCCGGAGAGCAACUACCUCUUUCUAGGCGACUAUGUGGACCGUGGCAAGCAGAGCUUGGAAACCAUCACCCUGCUUUUCGCCUACAAGGUGAAGUUUCCUGAGAACUUUUUCUUGUUGCGCGGCAAUCAUGAGUGUGCAUCCAUUACUCGCAUCUACGGCUUCUAUGAUGAAUGCAAGCGCCGCUACAACAUCAAAUUGUGGAAGCAGUUCUGUGAUGUGUUCAAUUGUAUGCCAGUGUGUGCUAUCAUUGACGAGAAGAUCAUUUGUAUGCACGGAGGCCUUUCGCCGGAGAUAACCACCUUCGAGCAGGUGAAGCGCAUUGUGCGCCCCACAGACGUGCCUGAUACCGGAUUGAUUUGUGAUUUCCUGUGGGCCGAUCCAGACAAGGAGAUCACUGGGUGGGCCGAGAAUGAUCGUGGAGUGUCCUUCAUUUUUGGCCCCGACGUAGUAAGCACCUUCUUGCAGAAACAUGACAUGGAUUUGGUGUGCCGGGCGCACCAAGUUGUGGAGGAUGGCUACGAAUUCUUUGCCAAGCGCCAGCUGAUCACUUUGUUCAGUGCUCCGAACUAUUGUGGGGAGUUUGACAACGCGGGCGCCAUGAUGUCUAUUGAUGACACAUUGAUGUGCAGCUUCAAGGUGCUGAAGCCAGUGAAGAAGAAAUAAGGGACAACUUCGGCCAGCCUUGGACGACGUCUCACACCAAUUCGUCGCAAUAAAAAAGGCCUGCUGUCCUCUUCGGACGUAUCC